AUUUUCCUUCGUGAGCCAAAUGUUCAAGUUCGUCGUCGCCAUAGUCGGACUGAUUGAGACUGCCUCUGCACACGAUCAUGGCGCCAUGAAUGCCGCCACGGCACUCCCAGGAGGCUCGAAGCAUUGCCCCAUAUGUAACAUGGAUGUGGUGAGCGACUGGUACAUCCAAAUGGCGCACGGACAACGAAUCUACUCGUGCAGUAUGAUCGACGGCUCCCAGUUCAAGUCUGGAGUUCGUGGUUUUUCGCACGCCUCGCUCGUUGGCGCGACGAUGAAAGACAUUUCGUCCAAUCCAUCCUGCGACAACUCGUGCCCUGACUGUGCCGCCGGUACCGUGCUGGAUCCCAUGUCGGGGGACGUUGUCUCUGAUCUGAAUUUCAAAUACCUUUGCCUGAAUCGCGGUCAAAAGGUGUACUUUGCCUCGGAGGCCACGAAACAACAGUUUGUUCAAGGGUCCUCGACCACGCCGUACUUUGGUGUGGACAAAGUCGUGUGUGGCGGUUCGCCUUGUCCCGACAGCUUUCAAAUCCCACCAGGCGUCCAAGCACCGUGGGCGGAACCGGCGCCGCCUUUCUGCACGGGGUCGUCCGUUAUGUUUUCGGGUUUCCAAACGUCCGCGGGUGGCACAUGUGUCAAGCUGUUCUUCCAGUCGUGGGUACUAGACACCCCCAUCAAGUACUUUUUCGGGCUCUUGGGGGUGUUUCUCUUGCCGUUGGUCAACGAGUACCUGGUCGUGUUCCGUGAAGACACGCGGAUGCACUACAUCAAGACCAAAGUGUCCAGUCGGUACCAAGGUGCGUGGACCAAGCCCGGCCGCAAGCUGGUGCUGACGCUGCUGUACAUGGGCCAGAUGACGCUCGCGUACUUGGCCAUGCUCGUAGUGAUGGUGUACGAUUCGUUUUUGUUUUUGGCGCUUAUCGCUGGCUUUGGGGUGGCGUUCGCGUGCUUCAAGAGCGACCGGAGCCUCGGCCUCAAGUCCACGGCCAUGAUGCGCGCCACGUGGCGCUUUGACGAGUCCGACUUUUUGACCGUCCUGAGCGUCGAAGGCAUGAUGUGCAUGCAGAAUUGCGGCAGCACGGUGCAGUCCGCCCUCGAGCAAGUGGAUGGUGUCAAGCACGUGUACGUUGGAUUCAGUGAAAAGUGCGCGUAUGUCUCGGGGUCGGCCCCCACGGAAGCGCUCGUGGCGGCUGUCGAGGCCAUCGGGUUUGAUGCCCGCGUGUUAAGACGACCGCGAGCCGAAUCGAAUGGAGCGACGGCGUAUGGGAGUAACUCGCACUUGGCGUAAAUGCCACUUGUUUGAGAUUGAUCAAUUGAUCGAUCGUUGUAGAGAACUCCGAGUGCUAGCGGAACCCAAAGCGGGUAGGCGCGCCGCAACUAACGUUAUCGAGGGAAUUUGGUUGCAUGUCUCGAAUACAACUGUACUAUCAUUGCGCCAUUUCCAACUCACCCCAACCUAUAACAUGCCUCCAC
Messenger RNA from Aphanomyces astaci, 1470 nucleotides. RefSeq lists its product as hypothetical. NCBI's taxonomy places the organism in Eukaryota, Oomycota, Saprolegniomycetes, Saprolegniales, Verrucalvaceae. Gene Ontology annotation, biological process: intracellular copper ion homeostasis; copper ion transmembrane transport. The transcript is spliced from 4 exons. The coding region runs from base 20 to 1285 and encodes 421 amino acids. Gene Ontology annotation, cellular component: plasma membrane. The record is from RefSeq and is a predicted model, not a curated record. Gene Ontology annotation, molecular function: copper ion transmembrane transporter activity; metal ion binding.